Molecule: messenger RNA, 3371 nt
Organism: Panthera uncia (snow leopard)
Lineage: Eukaryota; Metazoa; Chordata; Mammalia; Carnivora; Felidae
Gene: TMEM87B
Product: transmembrane protein 87B
Exons: 15
Coding region: 189-1685 (498 amino acids)
Biological process (GO): retrograde transport, endosome to Golgi
Cellular component (GO): membrane; Golgi apparatus
Source: RefSeq, a predicted model, not a curated record
CCUACCCACCCUUGCCGCGCUCUGUCUCCUUCUAGCUCCACUCCUGGGCUCCGCUUCCCGGGUCCGAACCGCGCCUCCCCGCCCAAGCCUAAACCCCGUCUCCACCUCCCUGUCGGAGCCACACCACACGACCCGAACCCGCCUCCCGGGGGCGGAGCCGCACCAGGUGCGGACCCGGGGCGUGGCGGAUGUCCAGGAGCGCCAGGUGCGGCUUCCGUGUCAAGAUGGCCGCCGCCUGCCGCUUCGGAGCCCGGGUCCCGCCCGGCCGCCGCCUCUUUGCCGGGACCCCGCUGCUUCGCGUCGCCCUCUGCCUCCUGUGCUGGGCCCCGGCGGCUGUGGUCGCCGUCCCCGAGCUCGGGCUCUGGGCAGCGACGAUCAGCGACAAAUCAGGACCUUUGAUAUUUAGGAAAACUGUGUUUAACUCUACAGAAAUCAGGUUUUCUGUUAAGUCAUUCAGUUGUUCUGGGCCUGUGAAGUUUACCAUUGAGUGGUAUUUGAAGUAUCAUACCUGUCAGAAUGAAUAUUCUAAGCUGGAGGAGGAGCUAUCACAAAAACAUGAACCUAGCGUUGAUGAAGACUUUUGUGGUCAUUAUUUCAAGAACGUUGAAUGUUGGACAACAAAAUAUGAAAACGUAAAUUGCAACAGUGACUUACAGGUGUUUCCCUCAUUGAAUAAUAAGGAACUAAUUACAAAUAUCAGAAAUGUUUCCAACCAGGAAGGAUCAACAGAUGUGAUAGCCAGAACACAGAGAGAUGGGUUUCAUAUAUUUAUUGUUUCUGUGAAAACGGACAAAACAGAUGCAAGAUGGAAUUUGAAUGUUUCUCUUUCUAUGAUUGGGCCUCAUGGAUAUAUUUCUGCGUCAGAUUGGCCACUAAUGAUUUUUUACAUGGUGAUGUGUAUCGUUUAUAUUUUAUAUGGCGUACUGUGGCUGAUGUGGUCUGCCUGUUAUUGGAAAGAUAUAUUAAGAAUUCAGUUCUGGAUUGCAGCUGUUAUUUUCCUGGGAAUGCUUGAAAAAGCAGUUUUUUAUACUGAAUAUCAAAACAUCAGCAGCACUGGGCUAUCAACCCAAGGUUUACUGAUAUUUGCGGAGUUGAUAUCUGCGGUUAAGAGGACAUUGGCUCGCCUCCUUGUGAUCAUUGUGAGCUUGGGCUACGGCAUUGUGAAGCCUCGUUUAGGAACAGUCAUGCACCGGGUGGUUGGACUGGGGAUUCUUUACUUUAUCUUCGCAGCUAUUGAAGGCGUGAUGAGAGUUAUUGGGGGUUCUAACCAUUUAGCUGUCAUUUUUGGUGACAUUAUUUUGGCAGUUAUUGACUCCAUUUUUGUAUGGUUCAUAUUUAUAAGUUUGGCCCAAACUAUGAAGACUCUAAGGCUAAGAAAGAACACGGUGAAAUUUUCUUUAUACAAGCACUUUACAAACACUCUGAUCUUUGCCGUACUGGCUUCUGUAGUAUUUAUGGUGUGGACGACUAAGACAUUUAGAAUUGCAAAAUGUCAAUCCGAUUGGAUGGAACGUUGGGUUGAUGAUGCAUUCUGGAGCUUCCUUUUUUCGCUUAUCCUUAUUGUGAUAAUGUUUUUGUGGAGACCAUCAGCAAACAACCAGAGAUAUGCCUUCAUGCCAUUAAUAGAUGAUUCUGAUGAUGAAAUUGAAGAAUUCAUGGUAACAUCUGAGAAUUUAAGUGAGUGAUAUGUUUUCUUAUUAAAUGACCAUUGUAUUGUACCUUUACCUGUGAGGCAAAAUCACAUACACUGUUUUCUAUUAAAAUAAUUUUCAAACUAUAUCUGCAAAAACUUCUAUUAUGGUAGAUAAUCACAAAAGAAAAGUCAGUAAUGAAAAUGAAUUUUUCUUUUUUUUUAAAUUUUUUUAUUUUUUUAAUGUUUAUUUAUUUUUAAGAGACAGAGCAUGAGCGGGGUAGGGGCAAAGAGAGAGGGAGACACAGAAUCUGAAGCAGGCUACAGGCUCUGAGCUGUCGGCACAGAGCCCAAUUCGGGGCUCAAACCCACGAACCACAAGGUAAUGACCUGAGCCGAAGUCGGACGCUUAACCGACUGAGCCACCAAGGCACCCCAGUAGUGAAAUUUUCAAGAUUGUUAGUGCAGUGUGAGCUUUUGUUACUUGUUUGCUCUUAAGGCCUUAAGUAUUAAAGUAAGUAAACUUUUUCACACUAGUAAUUUAGUUUAUAUUGUGCUUAGCUCCUAAUAAUCUUCUUAAUGAUAAUUGCUAAAUUUCCUUCAAUCACCUCUUCUUGCUCUUGAGAAAUAUACAGAUCUGUUAAUUCCUGGUCAUGCCCAAAGCAUUUCUAGUUAUAGUUUUAGUGCUACUUUCAUCUUUCAAUUAAUUUCUCCGUAGCAUUUUAUCAUUUUAUUAAUUUUACCAUAAUACUUUAAUCAUUUGUUGAGGCAACAUCAACACAUAAUUCAGUUGCUGAGAAUAAGUAUAGAGAUGUAACGUUUACGAAUUAUAACUCUCAAUAUUAUGAAGCAGUCAGUUCUACAAAUUGAUCAAUAGAAUCUGUACAAUCCCAAUCAUAAUUCUAACUGACCUAAAAAAAAAGAAAAUACAAAUGGUUAAAAUGAUUUUAUAAUGUAUAUGGAAAAAGCAUAGGACCUAGAAGAGUCAAAACAUUCUUGUAGUUAAACAUGGACAAAUCUGGAAAACAUUAUGCUAAGUGAAAGAAGCCAGUCAUAAACAUCACAAAUUUUAUGAUUCCAUUUGUAUGAAAAAUCUACAAGGGGCUCCUGGGUGGCUCAGUCGGUUAAGCGUCUGACUUCGGCUCAGGUCAUGAUCUCACAGCUUGUGAGUUCGAGCCCCGUGUCGGGCUCUGUGCUGACAGCUCAUAGCCUGGAGCCUGCUUUGGAUUCUGCGUGUCCCUCUCUCUCUGCCCCUAACCCACUUGCACUCUGUCUCUCUCUCUCUCAAAAAUAAACAAACAUUAAAAAAAAAUUUAUGGGUGGGUGAUGAGUAUUGAGGAGAGCACCUUUUGGGAUGAGCACUGGGUGUUGUAUGGAAACCAAUUUGACAAUAAAUUUCAUAUAUUAAAAAAAAAAAAAAAAAAGAAAUCUGAUGUUCAAAUCCCAGGUUCUUUGAUUUUGAAUUUUUUUCUCUCCCUCUCUCUGUCAAAAUAAAUAAAUAAACUUUAAAUUAAAAAAAAAUUUAUAUGAAAAAUCCACAAAAGGCAAGUCCACAGAGACAAAAUAUAUUGGUGAUUGCCAGGGGUUGGUGGAAGGCAUCAGUAGGGAGCGACUACUGAUGGGUAUGGGGUUUCUUUUUAGUGUGAUGAAAAUUUGAAAUUAGUGGUGAUGGUUGUACAGUUCCGUGGCUAUACUGGAAUUCACUCAGUUGUACGCUUCAAAGCGGUGCAUUUUAUAGUGU